CGCGAGAGUACAGAUCCAAGAAGCGCGAGAGAACAGAACUCACACAGAGAGAGACAGACAGACAUUACCCGGCCUACAGCUACCAGCAUGACCGACACACACAGCGAUGGUACCGACAGUAAGCCCCUGGCCUUCCGCAGUCAGAAGGAGAUGUUUAUGAAAAUGGAGGAAUCGUUUAAAUUCUGCGCCAAAUGUGGGAAAAAGCCUUCAGACACUGCAGACACUCUGAAACGCUGUGCCAGGUGUCUGAAUGUAUAUUACUGCUGUAAGGACUGUCAGAAGGAGGACUGGUCCCUGCAUAAGAAAUUCUGUCCACAACUUCGUAAAGCUGCGAUAGACAGACUCGUAGAGUGGCUCUUAUAUCAGGGAGACCUUCCCUUCCCCACAGAGGCGUGGUCUCGUCCCACCAAAGAGGUGCGGUCCUUUGAGGACUGGCUCUCCAUGCAGGGUGACCUCACGCCCCGCCUUCAGCCCAUCCUCUCCAGCCAGAACAUGACAGACCUCUGGACCAAUGCCUGCCGCCCACGGCCGGAGGAGGCGGAGCUUCGUGAGUCUGUGUGGCGAGUGUGCAGCGAGUUCUUUUCACGCCCGCUGACGAUCGGAAUGGCGAUGCAGAUGUACAGCCUGAACCCCUACUCACGCCCACUCACCAUCCACGUGGUGGGAGCAGGAAACGCCGAGACCCUGGGGGCCCGAACCACCGACCUGGACGAGCUGAGCCGCAUGUUUCCUGGGCACCAGGGCCUGGAGGUGGUGAUGGUGGGGCCGGAAGUGGUGAAGAGCCCCAUCAUGAGGCCCCCGCUGAGGGCGUUUGGACCCAGAGGAAGGGUCUACAUCAGCGCCUACAAGGGUCUGUACCACCAGUUCUGGGAGGAAGUCGUGGAGAAAGGGGAGGCGGCCAGACCGGACCUCGUGAUCGGGUUUCACCCAGGGUUUGAAUCCAGUCAGAGUAUGUCUGAUGGCUGGUUGCCCACACUGCUGCUGCUGAGGGACUACAGUAUCCCCACCUUCUUCACCAUGAGCAGUGAGAGUGAGCUGCAGUAUUCUCUGCAGAUUCUGCUGGAGUUGGAGAUGGACAUUAAGGGAACCGGGCCGAACCCCUUCAGUUCCCAGAAGGCCGAGCAGGUGCAGUCCUGCCCCAACAAACAACCCAACUACUGUAACGCCUUCUAUCUGCACUUCCAGGGCCUGCUGGAGACCGCCCUGGAGGAGGAGCUACAGGAGUAGAACCACAGAACCUCCAAAAAAACUACAAGACAUACAGAUUAGCUAUAGAACCUUCAAUAAGACCCUCCAUUUGAACUGGAGAUCUUUCAAAGAAUCUGCAGAACCUCUCAUAGAAAUGUAGAAAUUCCAGUACAGCUAUUUACCCUUCAGUAGGCCCUCCAUAUAGAUCCUCCAAAAGACCUUAAAGUAGACCCUCUGCAGAACCUUCAAAGGAACUGUAGAACUUAUAGUAGAAGUGCAGAACCUCCAGUGUAGCUAUUGACCCUCCAUGCAGAUCAUCCACAAGACCUUCCAGUAGACCCUCUGCAGAACCUCCAAAAGACUCUCCUAUAGACCCUCUGCAGAACCUCCAAAAGACUCUCCUAUAGACCCUCUGCAGAACCUCCAAUGGACCCUCCAAUAGACCCUCUGCAGAACCUCCAAAAGACUCUCCUAUAGACCCUCUGCAGAAUCUCCAAAGGACCCUCCAAUAGACCCUCUGCAGAAUCUCCAAAGGACCCUCCUAUAGACCCUCUGCAGAACCUCCAAAGGACUUUCAAAUAGACCCUCUGCAGAACCUCCAAAAGACUCCCCUAUAGACCCUCUGCAGAAUCUCCAAAGGACCCUCCAAUAGACCCUCUGCAGAACCUCCAAAAGACUCCCCUAUAGACCCUCUGCAUAACCUCCAAAGGACUCUCCUAUAGACCGUCUGCAGAAUCUCCAAAGGACCCUCCAAUAGACAUUCUGCAGAACCUCCAAAGGACCCUCCAAUAGACAUUCUGCAGAACCUCCAAAGGACCCUCCAAUAGACCCUCUGCAGAACCUCCAAAGGACUCUCCUAUAGACCCUCUGCAGAACCUCCAAAGGACUCUCCUAUAGACCCUCUGCAGAACAUUCAAAGGACUUUCCAAUGGACCCUCUGCAGAACCUUCAAAGGACUUUCCAAUGUACCCUCUGCAGAACCUCCAAAGGACUUUCCAAUAGACCCUCUGCAGAACCUCCAAAGGACCCUCUAAUAGACCCUCUGCAGAACCUCCAAAAGACCUUCCAAUUCACCCUCUUGAAGUGGUCCUCCAAUAGACCCUCUGCAGAACCUCCAAAGGACUCUCCUAUAGACCCUCUGCCGAACCUUCAAAGGACUUUCCAAUGGACCCUCUGCAGAAGCUCCAAAAGACUCUCCUAUAGACCCUCUGUAGAACCUCCAAAGGACUCUCCAAUAGAUCCUCUGCAGAACCUUCAAAAGACCCUCCAAUAGACCCUCUGCAGAACCUUCAAAGGACUCUCCUAUAGACCCUCUGCAGAACCUCCAAAGGACUCUCCUAUAGACCCUCUGCAGAACAUUCAAAGGACUUUCCAAUGGACCCUCUGCAGAACCUCCAAAGGACUCUCCUAUAGACCCUCUGCAGAAUCUCCAAAAGACUCUCCUAUAGACCCUCUACAGAACCUCCAAAGGACUUUCCAAUAGACCCUCUGCAGAACCUCCAAAGGACCCUCCAAUAGAUCCUCUGCAGAACCUUCAAAAGACCCUCCAAUAGACCCUCUGCAGAACCUCCAAAGGACUCUCCUAUAGACCCUCUGCAGAACCUCCAAAGGACUCUCCAAUAGACCCUCUGCAGAACCUUUAAAGGACUUUCCAAUGGACCCUCUGCAGAACCUCCAAAGGACUCUCCUAUAGACCCUCUGCAAAACCUCCAAAGGACUCUACUAUAGACCCUCUGUAGAACCUCCAAAAGACUCUCCAAUAGACCCUCUGCAGAACCUCCAAAGGACUCUCCAAUAGACCAUCUGCAGAACCUCCAAAAGAUCCUAUAAUAGACCCUCUGCAGAAUCCUCAAAGGAACUGUAGAACCAAUAGUGGAACUGCAGAACCUCCAGUUCAGCUAUGUUCAACAGACUCUCCAUAAGAACUGCAGAAGGGAAAUGAACUGCAAAGGAACCUUCAGGGAACUACAGAACCUCUAGUAGAACUGCUCUCCCCCCAGUGGACCUAUGGUACCAUAUUUUUACAGAAUUUUGGAAUGUUGAGUACAAAUGUAAAACCUACACUUCACACUAUGGUAGAACAUCAACCUGACGUUUGAUAUCUUUUUUAUUGAUUGUAUGGAUUAUGCUUGUUGUUUUAUUGAUUUUGUGGAACAUAAAGGUUUAUUGAUUAUUGA
Messenger RNA from Astyanax mexicanus (Mexican tetra), 3365 nucleotides. It is a transcript of the gene mss51, whose product is annotated as MSS51 mitochondrial translational activator. The coding region runs from base 88 to 1227 and encodes 379 amino acids. The record is from RefSeq and is a predicted model, not a curated record. The transcript is spliced from 6 exons. NCBI's taxonomy places the organism in Eukaryota, Metazoa, Chordata, Actinopteri, Characiformes, Acestrorhamphidae.